AUGUCUUCCCAGCCACUUCUCGCUCGCUACCGACAGCUCGCCCCCUCAGCUUCCGUCAGAGUAUCUCCGCUAUGCUUAGGUGCCAUGACCUUUGGCACGGCAGGAAAAGAGCGAUACGGAGAAUGCAGCAAGGACGCCGCCUUUGAGAUCCUCGACUAUUUCGUCAGUCAGGGCGGGAACUUCAUCGAUACUGCUAACGCAUACCGAGAAGAGCAAUCCGAGAUCUGGCUGGGUGAAUGGAUUGCCGCCAGGCAAAACAGGGACCAGAUGGUUAUUGCAACCAAAUACACCACCGCUUGGCAAGGUCAUCACAAGGACAAAAUCCAAGCCAACUAUGGUGGGAAUGGAACCAAGUCAAUGCGUGUCUCGCUCGAGGCGUCGCUGCACAAACUUCAGACAACCUAUAUCGACUUGUUCUACGUGCACUGGUGGGACUACACGGUUUCGAUCCCGGAGUUGAUGCACAGCCUGAAUGAUCUUGUUGUCUCUGGGAAGGUCUUGUACCUGGGUGUCUCUGAUACACCCGCUUGGGUGGUCGCGAAAGCCAACCAGUACGCUCGUGACCAUGGCCUGCGACAAUUCACCGUGUACCAGGGGAUGUGGAAUGCAGCUAUGCGUGAUUUUGAACGAGAUAUCAUACCCAUGUGCCGCGAUGAAGGAAUGGGCUUGUGUCCGUAUGGAGUGCUGAAUCAAGGUCGCUUUCAAACUGAGGAGGGAUUUAAAGAACGCGAGAAGAGGAACGACGGUCGGAAUUUCAUCCCUUUGUCUGAGCACGAUAAGAAGGUUUCCCGUGUGCUUGAAAAUGUCGCCAAUGCGAAAGGAGUAGAGCUUCUGCAAGUCGCUCUGGCUUACGUUCUUCAGAAAACACCCUAUGUGUUUCCCAUCGUCGGUGCUAGGAAAGUUGAGCACAUCAAGGGAGUGACACCGGCUGUUGGAAUUACGUUGACAACUGAGGAGAUUGAGAGGAUCGAAUCGGCAUAUACGUUUGACCCUGGAUUCCCGCAUACUUUCCUCAGCGGAACGUUAUUUGGGGAUAGCACCCCUCAAGGCGCUUAUAGCCCAGGAGAUGUGUGGUUGACCAAGUCGUCAGGAACAUUUGACUGGGUUGGAUAUCCGGAGGCAAUUGCGCCGGUUGAGAGAAAUUAA
This is a messenger RNA of Aspergillus bombycis, 1146 nucleotides long. Its product is annotated as aldo/keto reductase. Lineage: Eukaryota; Fungi; Ascomycota; Eurotiomycetes; Eurotiales; Aspergillaceae. The transcript has a single exon. Bases 1 to 1146 code for a protein of 381 amino acids. The record is from RefSeq and is a predicted model, not a curated record.